AUAGAUAUACCUAUCGUAUUAACUUUGGUGUAUUAUAACGUGCGAUAGUUAACAGCUGUAUGACAUAAAUAAGUUUAAAAAAUGAGUCAGAAAUUAUACAAUAUCAAAUAAGUGGUAAAAAGAUAACUUUGAAUUUUGUUGGAUAUCUCGAGAAGUGCGUUCGAUUCAGAAGUCUAACUUCAGGCAUACGUGUUUGGAGUGGUUCCGGGCUAAUCAUCGUGUUCCGAAGCUGUGUGGAGAUCUUAGUGUUUGAUCGGGAUAUCAUCAACAACCGACAUCACGGCGCAGGACAACACGAAUUCUCAGAGAACAAUGAGUUUCCCUGAGAAACAAGACAGCAUAUCUAAGGAUGAGUGGGUGGCAAGGCUGGAAGAGGGAUUUCAUAUGCAACGAGUAUCGAUGAAUAAUUUAAUCAUGAAUUAUCUUGUGACAGAAGGAUUCAAGGAAGCUGCUGAGAAAUUCCAGCAAGAAUCUGGAGUGGGUCCUACAGUGGAGUUAAGUUCGCUGGAUGAUAGAAUUCGCAUUAGAGAUGCUAUACAAAAUGGUCGUAUUCAGGAAGCCACAGAUUUGGUUAAUCAGCUACAUCCUGAACUGUUGGAUAAUGAUAGAUAUCUUUACUUCCACUUGCAACAGUUGCAUCUGAUUGAACUGAUUCGUGUAGGUAGAAUUGAGGAGGCUCUUCAGUUCGCUCAGGACAAGUUGAGCGAAGCUGGAGAGUCAGAUGACAAUAUAUUGUGCGAGUUGGAACGUACUUUGGCACUACUGGCAUUUGAUGAGCCACUUAGGAGUCCAUUUAGCGAUCUCUUGCAUCCUACACAUAGACAAAAAAUAGCAAGUGAGUUGAACGCAGCCAUAUUGAAAAUGGAACACAGAGAAUCAACUAGCCCUCGACUCAAUAACCUACUAAAGAUGAUACUAUGGGCUCAAGAUGAAUUAGAUAAGAAAAAAGUAAAAUAUCCAAAAAUGACUGAUUUAGGUAGUGCUACAAUUGAGAACACGAAAUAAUUUCAUUGUAAUUGAUAAUUGACUGGGGGCAUAAAUGUUACACUGAAUUACCUUAUGAGAAAGCUAAACAGAUACGUGAUUGUAUUAUCAAUGUUUCGCAUGCGAGAGAUAGAGCCUGAGUUCAACUAUGAAAAAAAAUUUUACAUAAAUAGGUGUCUAUAGAAUUGUCUAAAUUUUCAUCUUAUAUCAUGACUUAGAGAGAGGGUAUAACUAUUACUACGCACUAAUUAUUACAAUAACGACAUAAUCACAACGUUAUGGUUAUAAUCGACGAGUUAUCGUUAUUAUUGCUACGAAAGAGUCAUUAUUGCAAUAUUUCCCAUCCAUUUGUGUAAGAUUCAACGGUAACAUAAUGUAGGAAAACUUUGUAUAGAUAUCAAAUUUUUACAUGAUUAAUAUAACAUUAUAUGCUAGCAAUAUAUAUGUAUGUAUAAUGCAGAAUAGAAGAUAUAUAUAUUCAA
Molecule: messenger RNA, 1466 nt
Organism: Odontomachus brunneus
Lineage: Eukaryota; Metazoa; Arthropoda; Insecta; Hymenoptera; Formicidae
Gene: Hou
Product: glucose-induced degradation protein 8 homolog
Exons: 4
Coding region: 313-1005 (230 amino acids)
Biological process (GO): proteasome-mediated ubiquitin-dependent protein catabolic process
Cellular component (GO): cytoplasm; nucleus
Molecular function (GO): protein binding
Source: RefSeq, a predicted model, not a curated record